This is a messenger RNA of Scleropages formosus (Asian bonytongue), 1365 nucleotides long. RefSeq names its product golgin subfamily A member 7-like. The record is from RefSeq and is a predicted model, not a curated record. Lineage: Eukaryota; Metazoa; Chordata; Actinopteri; Osteoglossiformes; Osteoglossidae. The coding region runs from base 85 to 528 and encodes 147 amino acids. Gene Ontology annotation, cellular component: palmitoyltransferase complex; Golgi stack. The transcript is spliced from 6 exons. Gene Ontology annotation, biological process: peptidyl-L-cysteine S-palmitoylation; protein targeting to membrane; Golgi to plasma membrane protein transport.
CGACCUGCAGGGGGCGCCAGCGGCCUUUAGCGUUGAAAUGCGAGGCUCUUUAAAUCCCGCGGAAGAGUUUUUUUUCCCCCCAAUAUGGCGGAGACCCACAGCUUGCAGGAUCUGCGUCAGCAAGCAUCCAUCGCUGCCAAAGUGUUUGUCCAGAGGGACUACACCACAGGGACCAUUUGCCAGUUUCAGACCAAGUUCCCUUCUGAGCUGGAAACAAGAAUUGACAAGCAGCAGUUUGAGGAGACAAUACGAACACUAAACAACCUAUAUGCAGAGGCGGAGAAGCUGGGUGGCAGGUCAUACCUAGAGGGCUGCCUGGCCUGUGUCACGGCCUACACCAUCUUUUUGUGCAUGGAGACGCACUACGAAAAGGUUUUGAAGAAGAUUGCCAAGUACAUCCAAGAACAGAAUGACAAGAUCUAUGCACCACGGGGCCUGCUUCUCACUGACCCUAUAGAGCGAGGCUUGAGGGUUGUUGAAAUCACCAUUUUUGAAGACCAGAGCAAUGGAAGGAUAGAAGGAAGGUGAUGGAAAGAAGAGGAAACUUGGGAUAAAGACAUUUUGUGUUCCCCCUGGGCUGCGCUGUAAGACUGCUGGUUGGAGCUUUGACCUCUGCCGCCUGAACUACAGCAUUUCUAAGUCCCUCUUUUUGGAUUGCGUCCUGAUAGUCUUUUUUUCCUCCUUUCGUCUUUGUCAUGUCUAUUUAUUGCUGCCCUGCAUCUGGAGGUGCUGUAGUUCUGUUCCACUGAAAGCACCAAACACAACUGCUGGUUAUUCAUUGGUUUAUUCACACAUUGUGCAUAUUUGUAUGUUUAGUUGUAAUCGGUACAUUUUCAUUUGUGUUGCCCUUAACUGUGCCAUAUUCAUCUUUCUUUAUUAGUAUUAGGGAAACUCAUAACAUUUUAAGGCUGGCUUUGUAUAUCUUUGCAGUAAAUAGGAAGAUGAGAUGCUGUUUUGUACCUGAGAAUUGUAUUUGGUUUUUGUCUUCUUUAAAUGUUACAUGACCUUGACCAGUUGUCAUCGUAAAAAAAAAAUUCUAGUAGAGUCCUAUGGUUUAAUAGCAACGGUGCACAUGAAUAGUGUAACUACUUAUGAUAGAUAAAUAACACAUUUGAUUAACAUUCUAGUGAGGAUUGGGUGGUAGGCCUGUCGGUGACUUUACAGUACAGAAGAGUAUGGUGCAGAAGGGUAAAGAGUCGGUGUGGUUCUCAGAGCGGUUGUGCCAUUUCAUUACGUGUUUACAAUACUGUCUGCUGUACUGGAGCUCUCAUCCUGUCAGAGUGUGGGUCUUAGACCAGUUCCUCAUUCCUACCAGAGAAACCGAAAAAUGCUCAGCUUUCUCUUUUGUUUUCGUAAGGAUCACGG